CUCUUCUGCCUCCCGGCCCUGCAAGGAGCCACAGGCCUGAGUGUGCAACAGGGACCCAAGUUGCUGCAGGGGAGGCAGGGCAGCCAGGUGACCUUGACCUGUCAGGUGGCACAGUCUCAGGCCUGGGAGCAGCUCCUUGUCGAGUGGACCCAGGACAGUGUUGCCUUGUGCCCACCAUACAUCACCAACCGCAACCCCAGCCUGGAGGUCUGAGAGCCUCAGGGAUGACUCUUCUGGUGACCACCUGGCAAUCUGCUGCAGCUGGACCGCGUGACUAUCAACAACAAUGGGAACUACUUGUGCUGGGCAACCAUGGAGAUUCCUGAAUUGUUGGAGGCCAAGGGCGAUGGAGCACAGCUCCUGGUGGACAGGGGUGUGAGAGCAAGUGGGGAGAAGAGGCAGGGACUUGGGACUUCCAGAAUCUUAAGACUAGAAUUUCAAACAGCUGUAAACAUAAGCUCUAAAGAGGCCUACUACCCAACGAACCAGACCCCUGGCUUCCCAGGCCUCUUCAUGCUGCUGGAGGCCGGGGUCAUGACCUUGGCUGUAUCAGGCUGGGCACCCGGCUCUGGGCUCCAGCCUCAAGGACGCAGAAGCAGAGACAAAGCCCCCGGAGCAACACCCUCUGCUGCCCAGCGGGUCCCAAAGAGGACGGAGGCAAGGCCUGUGGAGGGGAAGGGGCUGGACAUCCCCAGGGAGGACCAGCAGGGCCGUCCCUUCCAUUCCACCACUGUCCCCCCACCUCCCAACCCUCGGUGGCAUCUGGCCCCCAAACCUUGCCCAGCCCCAGAAACCCCAUAA
Myotis lucifugus (little brown bat) is the source of this 801-nucleotide messenger RNA. It is a transcript of the gene TMIGD2, whose product is annotated as transmembrane and immunoglobulin domain containing 2. The record is from RefSeq and is a predicted model, not a curated record. Gene Ontology annotation, cellular component: B cell receptor complex; external side of plasma membrane. Lineage: Eukaryota; Metazoa; Chordata; Mammalia; Chiroptera; Vespertilionidae. Gene Ontology annotation, biological process: B cell differentiation; B cell receptor signaling pathway.